UCCUCGAGCUCUCGUGAAAGAACACAGCACACCUCUCUUUAGUUUUGUUUUGUUUUUUUGUCCGUGCUGGUGAAAGUGGGGCCCACUUCACGAUGAGAAAAACCUAAGAAUCCACACAUUCCAAAAAACAACGGCAACCCUACAUUUCUCUUCACAUCUACAUUACAUAGCCCCUCUCUCUCUCUCUCUCUCUCUCUCUCUCUCUCUAAAGAUUUGGAUUAAUCCAUGAGACCCAUUUGCGUUUUGCUAUUCUUUUUUAUUUUUGCAUGAAAUUUUUUUUGAUAUUCUCUAUUGAUUCUGUAUUGGUUCUCCUUCCUUUUUUAUUGGAAGGGCUUAACUUUUUUGAAUAUUCUUACUGAUUUAUUGAUUGGGGUUUGUGAUCUGCUCUCGUUUUCUUCAUCUGGGUGCCUUAAAUUUUGAAUUUUGCUUCGAAUUCGGGAUCUGGGUCAGUGUUAUUUGUGGUGUCAAUGGGCGCUUUGGAUGAAGGGCCCUUGGAUUUGGAGCUUGAGAAUGGAGUGAAACUGGGUUCCAUUGACCUGGGAUUUGAGGAAGAGCCAGAGACUAUAGCCAUUGAAGAUGCUGUCAGAGUUCUAUUGCAUGGUUUAGGGGAGGAUGUUAAUAGAGAGGGUCUCAAGAAGACCCCUUUUCGUGUUGCCAAGGCACUUCGUGAAGGAACCAAAGGUUAUAGACAAAAGGUAAAGGAAAUUGUCCAGGGUGCUUUAUUCCCUGAAGCUGGUCUGGAUAAUGGGGUUGGUCAUGCUGGAGGUGCAGGUGGACUCGUGAUUGUUCGAGAUCUUGACCUCUUCUCAUACUGUGAGUCAUGCAUGCUUCCAUUCCAGGUCAAGUGUCAUGUGGGUUAUGUCCCUUCUGGUCAACGAGUUGUAGGCUUAAGCAAGCUUUCCCGAGUAGCUGAUGUAUUUGCAAAACGACUCCAAGAACCUCAGCGUCUGGCAGAUGAAGUUUGUUCAGCUUUGCACCAUGGGAUUAACCCAGCAGGUGUUGCUGUCAUUCUCCAAUGUUUUCACAUCCACUUCCCUAACUUGGAAUCUGUCUUUCUUGACUCAAAUAACCAAAGUUGGGUAAAGGUUCUGGUUCGUUCAGGUUCUGGGGUUUUUGAAAAUGAUACUGCCGAAGCGUGGAUUGAUUUUUUGAAUCUUCUGCAAUUUAGAGGCAUAAAUGUGGAAAAAGCUCGUCGGAGAGAUUCAAGUGAUCAAUUUUGGUGCCCAUCCCAAUCUUUCUCAGGUGAGAAAACUUCCUCCAACAAUGAACUGGCCAACCCAGGGAUGGAUGCUGCAGUAGCUUCAAUUCUCAGGUCUUUGGGUGAGGACCCAUUGAGGAAAGAGCUUUUAGGAACUCCUUGCCGAUUUUUGAAGUGGCUGAUGAACUUCCAAAAUAGUAAAUUGGAGAUGAAGCUAAAUGGCUUUGUUUUUGGUAGGAUGGAUUUGCUAAAACCCAAUGGGGAAGUCACCCAGAGUGAAAAACAUAUCCAUUCUGAGCUAAACUUGUCAUUCUGGUCUCAAUGUGAGCAUCAUUUACUUCCUUUUCAUGGUGUUGUCCAUGUAGGAUAUUUUUGUAGUGAAGGAUUUAAUCCCAUUGGAAAAUCCUUGUUACAGUCAAUAGUGCAUUUUUAUGGUUUCAAGCUCCAAGUACAGGAAAGACUCACCAGGCAGAUUGCAGAGACUGUUUCAUCAUUGUUAGGUGGAGAUGUAAUGGUAGUUGUGGAGGCUAACCACACCUGUAUGAUAUCUAGAGGGAUUGAGAAGUUUGGAAGUAGUACAGCUACUAUUGCUGCAUUGGGUCGAUUUUCAACUGACCCUGCUGCAAGGGCUAUGUUUUUGCAGAGCAUUCCAAGCACUUUCACCACUUGAGGAUGGGGAUUCUAAAUUAAACUCCUCUUGUGGGUUACUUGUCUCAGGUAUAGUUCCUGUCAUUUCUUUGCCUUUCUUGGUGGUUUUUGCACUUGGUAGUGGCGAAGGCAGGACAGGGAUUGAUUUUGAUGUAUCUUCUCAAAGAUGAUUUGAAAGCAGCGUUUGGAUAGCGGCUGCUUUUUGGCAUCUGCAUUUUCAGCU
This is a messenger RNA of Quercus lobata, 2069 nucleotides long. Its product is annotated as GTP cyclohydrolase I. Gene Ontology annotation, biological process: tetrahydrofolate biosynthetic process; tetrahydrobiopterin biosynthetic process. Gene Ontology annotation, molecular function: GTP cyclohydrolase I activity; zinc ion binding; GTP binding. Gene Ontology annotation, cellular component: cytoplasm. The transcript has 2 exons. The coding region runs from base 468 to 1868 and encodes 466 amino acids. Lineage: Eukaryota; Viridiplantae; Streptophyta; Magnoliopsida; Fagales; Fagaceae. The record is from RefSeq and is a predicted model, not a curated record.